AUGCGGGCAUCAAUCCGUGACGUCAUGCAUUCAGUGAACCUCCGUGCAGAAAGCGCAUGCAGGCGGUUGACAGUGGGAGACAGUGUGAGGAACGGCAUGGUAAGGUCACACUGAAAGUCUCCUUUCAUUUCUUAUCUGAACAUGCAAUAUUGUGCAGCUUAGAACACAACAGUAAAUGCGUAGGGUUGUUUAUCAUUUAAUGAAGCCGCCUAGGCUAUAUUUAAACCGUUUGCUCCAUCCAUUUCAUUAACGUGGCAGAUUUGGAAACUUUAGUUUGAACGACAGCGUUAAUAACAUAUUCUAGCAGCUUCAAAAACUUAAGGCUGAAUGACGACGUCCACAACAUAUUCUAUCAAGACUAUUAUGUUAUAGUAGCUUACACACACACACACACACACACACACACACACACACACACAGAAUGUUCAGUUGCAAUUGAAAUUUAGUUUUGAAUAAAGUUAACUUGUGUGAAAAUUUUGUUCCAAGUGUCCUUUUUUGAAUGUUGAGCCCCUGCCCCUCCAAAGGUCUUUGCACGGCCCUGGAUUGUAGCCUUAUGUGCUUCACAGAGACUUGGCUGAAUGAACUCUCACCAGACUCACACGUCACUCUGGAUGGAUUUCAACUCAUGAGAGUGGACAGGAAAGCCAAGGAGAGCGUGUUCACCAUUGACCAGGUGAAGCUGACCCUCCUUCCAGGAACCAUGGUGGAAAGAGGCAGCAAUGUGACCCUCCGCUGUGAAGUCAAAGUCAGCCACAGUUCCUCACAACUCAUGCACACUCUGAUGUUCCUGAUGGAUGAGUCAGUGAUCUACUCCAAAAACACCAGUGAAGCUGUGGUGGAGUACAACCUAGCCCCAGCCAGGGCUUCCCACUCAGGCCUUUACAAAUGCCAAGUCCAAAUCUUAAAAAAGGAAAAGAGCAGUAGGCUGCAGAGACUCAGUGUAACAGGCCUGCAGACUCCACAGCUGAAAGUACAGCCCAGUGUUGUGAAUGAGGGUGAUGAAGUUGUGGCCACAUGCAGUGCACCAGAGGAGAUUGGUAGUCUUAACAUCUAUUUCUACAAGAACAACCAAGAGCUCCAUAUUGCCCGUUACAAAAGCAAUUCAGCAACCAUUACUGUAAAGGUUCAAGAACCAGGAAACAUCUCCCUUCACUGUAAAUACAUGCUUUUGCUGUAUCCUAGUGCAGGCCACUCCAACAACAGCAACAUUGUGAACAUCUUUGUGCAAGAACUUCAGAUUACACCAUCAAUAAAAAUUUUACCUAAUGCAAUUGUUGUGGAGGGGGACCAAGUGGACAUUAUCUGCAAUGUUUCAGAUUACUCCCAAAGUGGCCUUGAAGUCUUUCUGACCAAGGACACUGUCUUAUAUAAAGGCCAUCAAUCAUUCAGUCACAGCUUUGUGGUAAGAGCAAAUGACUCCGGAGAAUAUGUGUGUAAAACUGAAAGGGGCAAUGUUCAGAAGAGCUCCAAGGCUCAGCUGCAGGUAGCAGAGUUGUUUUCAAGACCUAUUCUAACUAUGACUCCAAAGUAUGUGUUCGAGGAACAACGCUUCAACCUGAGCUGUAGUAUCUCUGAAACACAAAUCACUUCCACAGAUGUGAAGUACAGCAUUUAUAAAGACAAGAAACAUCUAAAAGUUGGACAGGUUUUCAGUGGUUUAGCAAGCAAAGCCAGCAGUGGAAGUUACUACUGUAAGGCUGAAGCUAAAGGCAUCAACAAAACCAGCAUGCCAUUGGUUAUUAAUGUUAAAGUGCCUGUUUCAGCUCCAGUCAUUCACACAGUUGGAAAGAUAAUCAAAGGGAAGCCAUUUCAGCUCCAGUGUGAGAGUGAACACGGAACGCUCCCUAUCAACUACACCUUAUUAAAGUUCCAGGAGCCAGUUGCACACAUGACAGUGACUGGUCCUCAGCAUAGUGCUUUAUUCAACAUAUCCUCAAUCAGUUCCAGAAAUGAGAGCCACAGCUUCAUCUGCCUGGCUGAGAACCAGGGUCCACUUCACAGGAAAUCUAGUCUAUCUCUCAACACACCAGUGAUAGAAACUGUGUCCCCACCGGAAUUGACUCUUUGGUCCUACAUUAAAACUAAGGUCUACAUGGUCACCGAAGGUGUGACUCUCAUUCUCAACUGUAGUGUGCAGCAAGGAACAGUCCCAAUCACCUUCACCUGGUACCGCAAAGGAGUUGUGAACCCACUGAAUUCCACGCAAAUUAGUAAAACACAAGGAUCUCACAUCAUCAAGCCCAUAACCCAUGCUGAUGAAGGAAUCUACUUCUGUCAGGCCUCCAAUGAUGCUAAUGAGACAAAGAAGAGUCAUUCUAUCACCAUUGAAGUGACCUUAGCAGGCUGGAAGAAGGCGCUCAUCGGUGUGUCCUGUAUCUUUCUUUUGGUGCUCAUUGUGCUCAUUCUUGUCAUUUUCCUCAAGAAAGCACAUACUCCACAGAAAAAUAAAAGAGCAGUUGAGUUGUCUGUAAAGCCGACACGUACUAAAUCUGAUGAUCCCAUGAGAGUGAGUCUGACACUUGACAUUGAGGACAAUACUGCAAGCAAUGCCACUCCUGGUAUCAUGGGUCGGAAUGUGUGGAGUGAUAAUGCAUCAAGCUCAGAAUUUGAUGAAGAGAGCAAGAAGGAAGAGUCUGAGCAGUCUGAACAUGCUGAUGAACCAUCUUUACAGAAUGUGGACUCUGGAGAAGAGCUAGUGAUGCACGAAACAGACACAGUGAAACAUGAUUUUCAGGACAUCACACAAGAUGAAACGGAUCAAGUGGGUGGCCAACCAGAUCGCUACUAACUCUGUAGUGUAAACAGAUAAGUUGCCAUCUAUUCUUUUCAAAAUGCUCACAUAAUUUGCUGGAAUGUGUACUGCUGAACCAGCACACUCUCUUUCUGGAUCUUUUGAUCCAUCUGUGAAUAUGAAUGUAUGGCAUGGAAAAUGUAACUCUAAAUAAUUCUGCACUAUGGUUUCUACUGUCACCUCUUUUGGUUUCUUUUUAAAUUUCUAAGUGAAUGCCCAGGUCUACAGAAGGUAAUGGGAAAAACCAUGGCUGAAUAGAGGAUAAAGGUACAACAGGACUGUACUGCAACUGAUGUAGCCCUAAACUCUCUGCUUUAGCAUCACCUAUCCACCCAAAGCUUCUAAAGUUGGACUUGUUAUGCUCCCAACAGUUAUUUAAAAUAUUUUUGGCUGGAUGAUCACCAUAUUGCCCUCUAAGGUUAACCCAGUACGUCAACAUAAGUUGUAUUCUUCUAAUCCUUAGUGGCAUCUCACCCAUUUCCACCUGCAUUGCAGGUACAGGGGAUGUUUUAAAGGAUCCACUACAGAUCCUCAAAGCCUGAGCUUGCAGUACAUCUAAGACCUUUAUGUUAGAUUCAGCUGAAGACAUAUAUGCUAUGCAGCCAUAAUCAAAGACAGACCUCAUAAGUGCCCAGUAUACAUUAAGCAAAGCUGCUCUGCUGGCUCCCCAGGACUGUCCUGAUAAACAGCGAAGGAUGUUAAUAACCUUUUUACACUUGUUUCCUACCUUACUCAUGUGUACCAUACUUUCCAUGUUAACUUUUCGUCAAACUAUACCCCAAGAAAUCGGAUAGCUUUGACUUGCUCAAGAGGAUGUUCAUAAAGUUUUAAAGAAAAAGGA
Molecule: messenger RNA, 3632 nt
Organism: Neoarius graeffei (lesser salmon catfish)
Lineage: Eukaryota; Metazoa; Chordata; Actinopteri; Siluriformes; Ariidae
Gene: pecam1a
Product: platelet and endothelial cell adhesion molecule 1a
Exons: 14
Coding region: 500-2788 (762 amino acids)
Biological process (GO): cell surface receptor signaling pathway
Molecular function (GO): transmembrane signaling receptor activity
Source: RefSeq, a predicted model, not a curated record